UUUGAAGAAACAAUCGCAACUGACAAAAGCAGCCGACGGUUUCCAACGCACAACAACGCCUCUCGCUACCAGCUGAACCUUUGCACCGUGAACGCUUGUCUAUUUGUGGUUGAAUUAUAUUUUCUAUUCAUUUUACACACCGGCGUUGCGCACCAGCAAUAUAUACCCACAGCACGCCGCAUGAACAAGUAACAAAAGCUGUUGUGUAUAUUACACGCAAACCCAUGCCGUCAUGUCUUCCGGCACAGCGUUCAAAGAACAGAUCAAGAAAGUACGCCGGGAGGUACAGCUUUCGUGCGAUUCGAAAUCAUUGCUGCGGGCAUUGAAGGACACUCAGCGCUGUUUGGAGGGAUUGGCGGGCGAACCCAACUACAAGCUCUGUGUGGCCCACCUCGUAAAGGAACUAGUCGAUUGGGUUGGGCUUAAGGAAGACCGGGACUGGGAGACGGCCGCCGGCAAGGCUUGCCGGUCGUUGUUCGAGGAGUUUCUGCACGCUUGCCACGAUGCGGAGAAAACGACACGGUGUUUCCUGGUGGCCCGACUGUACAAUACGUUCGUGGCGCUCAACCGGAAAGAUUGCUGCCGGUGGACGAAGCUACACAUCGCUCGGCUAAUGAGCUUGUUUACGAUCGAGGAUGAGCAGGCGGAUCUGUACGCACGGGUCAAGCGGGCCGUGCUUAAGACGGUACACGAGAUGGCAAAAAGCGCCACCGUGGAAGAGAUAGAAGACGGGGCGGAUUUGUUGAUAGAAAUGCAGCGCAAACUGUUGGUACACGAGGCGGGUAAGCCACGAACAGCCGAUGGCAUCCGUCAGCCGGCCUUGGACCUUUUCCGGGAAGUGUUCGACAACGGGAUGGCCAUACUCUGCCGAUUGCAUUCCGUCAGUCAGGCAAAAGCGAAACUGCUGUACCAAACCAUUAUGGACACGAUGCUGAAGAUCGUUAAGCCGGACGAGCAAGAGCUGAUCAGCUUGCUAGGGGAUGCCGUUGGUUAUCUGGAGACCAUUCUAGCGUACGCAGUGGCAGACAAUGCGAACUACUGUCAGUUUGCCGGAUUCCUCGCCAUAUUCGAAGCCAUUCGUAGCGAACCGUAUGCCAACUGUUACAAGCUGAUACGACUGUCGGUGAAGCUCGUCAAACGAGAGCAACCUACGGCACGACAGUUUGAGGAAAUUGCCGCGACUGUUCGCGCACUGCACGCGACGUUUCCCUCGCACCAGCUAGUGGUACGGGUAGCCAUAUUCCUCACCUGUCAGUCCAUUCCCCAUUUGUGCCGGUUGCCGCAGGAGCUAGCGCUGGGCGUGUCACAGGCAGUAAUAGGCUUGUUUGAAGCACUGAUGCACUUCGUGCGGCACUGUCCAUCGGACACGGUGCCCGAGAUUUGUCGCGCGUGCACAAGCUCCCGGCGCCACCUGGCCGACAAGCUGCUGAGCAUGCUGAUGCAUUUUAACAUCGUGCAGGCAAGGGAUGCGGCCGAUCAAAAGCUUUACGAAGGCAAGCUGUCCUACUCGGUGAGUCGCGGGUGCGAGCUGAUCAAGCGUAAGCUAACCCUGCUCGAAGAGCUUAGCUGCGAGCGAAAGCGAUCCCUGAUCGAGAGUUCGAUGCGUUACAGCGUCUCCUGGCUGAAGUACGUCAUAACGCUCCAGUGCAAACAGGAGGCGCAAGUCGCCGAGGAGAUGGAAGAAAUUGUGCAAAUGCUGAAGCUAAUCAUAGGCGUGCAGAAUCGCUACAGGUUUGAGUUUCUGUCCGAUAUGCAUCUGGUGCGACUGCUGGAUAAUUGCUACACCGACCAAGCUGGUUCGUAUGCGUCCGCAUCCUGCUGGUCGAACGUAAGCGUUCGUUUGCUUCGGCUGCUGCUAACGCUACGUGACUCAUCGGCUGCGGCCGCUUCGAGCGAAGAGCACACAGCAUCAGUCAGUGCGAUCGUACGAUCGAUUAUGUGCUACCAGGUCAACGCACCGGAGACGGAUCCGAUACGCUCGCUUACCGUUUUGCAGCUGUACGAGCAUCCGUCGUUCGAUCGGUUCGGAUUCGCGUUCGACUGUGUGCCGACGAGAGCGGAACAGUUCACCAUACUGGCGGAGGAAAUGGCACUGGUGUCUAAGUACAAAACGUCCAACUCGCUGCCGGUCUGGGAGUACAUGGAGCAGCUGGCCCAGGUGGGCGAUAUUCGCGAACACUGUCUUACGUUCGGGAUGGCGCUGCACGGUUUUAGCGAGAAUGAUGCCGGAAAGCUACCGGAGUCGAUGAUGGAUACGCUGCUCGAUGCGUUGAAGCAGUACCGGCCGGCAAACGCACUCGAACGCGUGAAACGGUGCGCCUCCCUGGCCAUCGUAUCCUACCACACGUUCACCUUGGCCGGCCGGUCGACGUUGAACCGGUGGCGAGAUAUCCCGUUCAAGGUGGAGCAACUGCGCAACGGUCAAAUUGACGAGAUCCUGCUGGAGAAUCAGCUCGAUCGCGAGGCACAGCUAGUGGGACGGCUAGAAGGGAUACGGAAGCACUACGGUGAGCUGAUGGCAGCCCUGGAGGCGGACAACUUUCAAUCCCUGUGGGUACUGCCGUCGAUAGCGCAGAUUUCCAGCAUACUGGACAAUACGGCCCGCUUGUACCAUCUCAACUAUCAUCCCCAUCGGGCGGUAGAGUUGCAGCUGCUGAAUUUGCUGCUUGUCUCACAGCGACGCGAUGUGCGGCCGCUUGAUCAGUGCGCUUCGUUGGCAUUUCUGCUGGAACAGCACCAGCUGGCGGACGUACAGCUCAAGGAGAGGAAGCGAAACAACCCAAACGCCGUUCAAAAGCAUGCCGGAGGCUCGCUGGAGUUGUUGGAGCACCUGGCAAAGCGGGCCACAAGCUUGCUGCAUCCUCCGGGUAGCAUCGACGAUGUUCCGGCCAACCGUAAAUUUCAGCUGUUAAAUCUCUAUCUUGCGCUCGCGGUAUACCUCGCUUCCGUGGGCGAACUGGCACCGGCUCUCCGGCUCAUACAGCGUGCUCUAGAUCAUGUAAAUCGGUCAACCAAUGUCGAAACGAUCGCCCAACUCUUCCAGGGACGGACGGCGCAGAUUCUCUUCCGGCUGACGGUUUUGCAUGGACUGCCAUGGCCCGAAUCCGUACCACCGCUCGCGUUCAUGAAGCGCAUGCUGGCCAGCUUUAACGAUCUGCAGAAACUUCCUUCCGAGCACACGUUUACGCUUUCGCUGGCCACGGUCGAGAUGACGAUCGAGGUGCUGCAGCAUCUGAUCGUGCGGUACGAUACGGGACCGCUGAUCGAGCCGCACGUGGAGCAGCUGCUAAAGUUCGUGAUGCGCAGGGGAGCCGGGUUGCGCGUGAUGCAAUUGCUGCUGCUGUACGGGCAGAUGUGUGCCGAUAUGCAGAAGCUGGAUCGAUGCGAGGUCAUUCUGGGUUACCUUGACCGUUUGUUGAUGUUGCGCCCGGUUCUAUCCGCGGAAAACAGGGAAAAGGGCAUGUUGAUGGACCCUGUAACGCUGGCAGGCGAAGGUGGGCACCACAAAGCCAUCAACAGUGCGCCACUCGGCACGCAAAGCGUCGUUCAGGAUUUGGUGGACGUGGAGCGAGAAGCGGCACCAAAAAAUAGAAUCAUUCCCAAAAUCGCUGCAUUGGGUGAAGCUAUCGGGAACGAAACAGUUGUUGAACAAUAUCUUAUGUUCCAUCACGCGCCUGGUUGCGAUUGCCGCUAUUGUAGCUAUCCACAGUACAAAUCGAUGGCGUUUCAAACGGCCGCCCUCGCGGUGAGACUCGCCGUCCUGCAGCGCACCCAACCGACCUACUACAUCGAACGUUCCUACGCUACGCUGUGCGAGCAUUGGCGUACGCAAAUGCAUCCAAACUCUGUCUGCCACUGGAACGUCCCGGCCUACCGCACGGAUCUGACUGGGGCCAUGAUACGGACGCUUCUGCACAGGGGACAGUUUUUGGUCCGACAGGAGCAUUACGAGGCAGCCCGGGAAGCGUAUCGGUUGGCCUCCGAACUUACCGUACCGGGCACCGAUCCGGCACUGUCUGCCGAUGUACGGUACAACAUAAAUGCGCUAGAAAUGCUGAUGCAUCGUCCCGUUCGUACAAAGCGAAGCCGUUCGAUGAUUGAAGCACGCUAUACGGAAUUGCUUGCCAGGUUGGGUAAGGCGAGUAGCGGUAGCAGCUCCCCGGACAUGGCCUUGCUGACCACAAACCUGAGCAACUUGAUGGUUAAAACUCCCAAAACGGAUUCGAUCCCGUAUGGUGGGCGCACGGCAGCGGCCCGAGCGCCGCCCAAAACGGUUGAUCGUGUGAAUGAGCUGAUACGGCAGGCUGCCUCACGACGCCAUCAGCUGAAAACAUCCGGCACUGCGGAUGCGCUGCUCGUACCGGAUGGGACCAUUCCGAGUCGGACGUACUCUGCGUCGGCACGUAAACCUAAGACGGUGAGCAUUUUCGUCGAUUCUCCGCCGAAUCGGCCCGCGAGGGCUAAUGCGGUCCCAACGACGGUUGGAAAAGCGAUAAAACCUACAAGUACGAAGCUUAAAUCGAAGGCAUUGGACCCCGAACUGGCGGAUCCGAUGGAAGAAGUGUGCGAGAGUAGCAAAAAUACAAAGUUACCGGAAAGUGGUCGGCGGGGAGAAAAACGUGAAAUGGCCAAUCUACCACGGCCCGAAACUGAUCCAGUGACACCGAAACGGGCAACGGAUUCGUAUAAGGAUGCUUUGCUGAUCGGAACUCCUGCCAGCACGCUUCCAACAACUCGCCCUAAUAACACCGGCAAUAAAACGACCGGCCGUAAGGUACGCCGCUUGGUGGUGGAAGAUUUUCCUAGCCUAAGCGAAUCGAGUGACACCGACGCGUCUACGAAAACGCCCCGUGCGACAACACACAACCCCACCACCGACAGUCCGGCACUGAAUGGAUCGUUUCGCGAUGUGCUGGUGCUCGGCGAUGCAGCGAAAAAGAACGACAACAGCGUAGUGAUCGUGCUGGACGAUUCGGCGAACGAUAGCGGCCGCCAGUCGGACGAGGCAAUCGAAACCAGCUUCGAUCACAGCCACGCCGUAUCGGCAGACAAGCGAACGGGGCUUUCGCUCAAAACCUAUUCCGAUCGGAAGCGCUUGCUCGGCAGUGGUGGUGGGCCGUUGUCCGCAUCUUCCUCGUCGGCUGCCCGGUUGGCGGCCGCCAAGCGAAGAACGCCAUUGCUGGCAACGAAAACCAAACUACGAUUUGAUGAUCCCAGCCCGGAGCAGAUCGUUUGUAGCGGUGGUAAUGACAGCGUGAAGAAGCUACACAGGGCAGAGACCACCGUAGUAGUAGUUAGUGAGCUUGAUGGUAAAAAGCAAAUAAUAACAAAUAAUAACGUUGUAAAGGAUACAGCUUUGGACGAAAAAUCAAACGGACGUUCGCGGACGAAAAAAGUCAUGGAUCCACCAGUUCCAACCAGUAUCGAACCGGCAAAGGUGGAACCGCGCAUGAGCACUAUCGCUUCGCGCACCAGACUGCGUCGCAAGCGGAUCUGAGAGUGAUGAGGAAGAUU
Molecule: messenger RNA, 5514 nt
Organism: Anopheles merus
Lineage: Eukaryota; Metazoa; Arthropoda; Insecta; Diptera; Culicidae
Exons: 4
Coding region: 233-5497 (1754 amino acids)
Source: RefSeq, a predicted model, not a curated record